AUGAUUAACGUCUUGUCAACUUGAAGCACAUUCGCGGCCUCAUUCUACAUUGUACUGCCUUGAAUUGACGCCCGCUAGUAAAACACAAAUAGUGAACGGUAUGCAUACGACGCAACAAUUAACCCCAAAGUGACAUCCAAUGAUGCGCUUACUACUGGUCUGCAUCUUUCUUUACCUCGUUGGAGUCAUCCAAGCUCAGGCUACACCUGAUACAACACUGAAUGCAACUGAUGGUACUACUGCACCCCCGACAGCCUACGGUUCUGAAUCGUUGACGACCAGAACCUUAUGGACCAUCGUGUCCAGCUCGGUUCUCACUCUGUUUGCGUGCACAUACAGUGCGAUUCACCCUAAUAUUCUGAGUCCCAAGGACAGCCCCCAUCAUAUCCUACGGCGACAAUUUGGCAUCAUAAUAAUGGCACUUAUCGCUCCCGAACUGAUCGUCGCAUGGGCUAUGCGUCAGUGGUUCAGCGCACGCUCUGUUACAAGACAGUUUGAGAAAUCGGGAUAUCCCAAUAUCCGUCCUGAGUCUGAAGAACAAUACACUCGAGGUCACCAACUUUACACUCUAUCCCGCACCUCAAAUACGUUUCCUCGCAACUCACCUGCUUCUCAAGAUCAAGAUAGCUCCCGGGUUCUCUUAGCGCAUCCUGAAGCGCGCACCCUAAGGCAUGAGGAGACUCGUGCUCUUGCGAAGCCACUCAAAAAGUUGUUCAAGACUUAUGUUUCAGAGCCAUAUGAAGGUAAGCCCGACCCGUUUCUCUCAAACACACCUGAUGUUUGGCAUGCAUCUUUAGAUUAUGCGUGGACUCUCGCGAAGCCAUUCACAAAGAUGUUUAAGGCCCAUGUUUCAGAGCGAUCUGAAGAUUAUACAUGGACUCAGACGCACAGCUUCUUUGUGCUCAUGGGUGGUUUCAUGCUUUACGUGGACGGGGAACCCUACCUUACACUACGGUAUAAUGACAUUCUCGAACUGUUGCGCAAAGACUGUAUCGACUUCCCUAUCCUGACAGCAAACCAGAUCUAUGACAGGAGCAAAGGCAAUGCGUUAUCGAAAGGAUUGGUCAUGCUUCAAGUGGCCUGGUUUAUUAUGCAGCUUACCACCCGUGCCAUCUGUCGCCUCGAAUUUACUCAGCUCGAAGUGGGGACAUUAGCUUUUGCAGUUCUCAAUUUCCUAACCUAUGCUGUGUGGUGGGACAAGCCACUCAAUGUACAGUGUCCACAUCCAGUGUACUGGAAGUCGACCGAGUCAAGGCCAGAGGAUUACAUUGAUCUCAGUGACAGAGACAAAACCGCUUCGCUUGGGAUCUUUUCUCCGGUGCUCGGCCCAAUCAUAGAACUGAUAGGCUUGUUCGACGUCCCCACAUCCCUAACACUCCGAGUUCCAACAUUCGAUGGCAGCAUCAAACUCGGACACUCGGACAAAAUGGUCAUUCAACUUGCUGCAUUGAGUAUGGCAACCAUAUUCGGUGGCAUCCAUUGUCUAGCUUGGCCGUCUGCCUUCGUCACACAUCAGGAACGGCUCCUAUGGCGCAUAUGUGCCCUUGCUAUAACUGGCACACCCUGGCUUUUCUUUUUUGCGACUUUUACAUUCGAUUCAGCAGGUGCAGCAGUCCUGAUAUUUCUGUAUUUCUCGAUUGGUUUGGUAUCUAUCAUACUGUACGUUACAGCUCGUGCCAUCCUCUUGGUGCUUAUGUUCACCACUUCACGCCAUCUUCCUGCUGGAGCAUACCAGGCGGUGGAUUGGGUUACUUUGGUUCCGCACUUGUAGUUACUUAUCAUGAUACUUGCGAUACAUUUCAUACUUUUGUAAUGACAUUCAGAUGUAGCAUUCUUGUAGUGGACGAUGGACCUAGGCUAGGUAGUAGGUAGUACACCCAAUCGCUAUGACUCCGACACGAUCACAUGA
Molecule: messenger RNA, 1909 nt
Organism: Suillus fuscotomentosus
Lineage: Eukaryota; Fungi; Basidiomycota; Agaricomycetes; Boletales; Suillaceae
Exons: 5
Coding region: 140-1771 (543 amino acids)
Source: RefSeq, a predicted model, not a curated record